Staurois parvus is the source of this 260-nucleotide messenger RNA. Lineage: Eukaryota; Metazoa; Chordata; Amphibia; Anura; Ranidae. The record is from the annotation of a GenBank genome assembly.
CUGUAUAGUUACUUAUAGAUUAAGAAACAUUUAUGAUGUGAAAUUAAAUGCAAAAAUACCAUAAAACCUAUGUUACUUUGGCAAAAGUGAAUCUGAACUCAGCAAAUGAGCCAAAAUAUAUAACAGUAUCCAGGGGCGGACUGACCAUUUGGAAACUCGGGCACUGCCCGAGGGCUUGGGAUGCCCCUGGUACCUUUUUCAUAGGCUUUUUUGAGUUUCAGCAAGGACACAGGGGCCCCAUGAUCCCAUAUUGCCCAGGG